AUGCCCUACUCAGAUCUGCCCCCCGAACUUCUUCUUCACAUUGCGUCCUUCUUGGUUGCCGACUAUGAUACGGGUCUGUGCUGGGCCUAUUAUCCCGAACCGUAUACCUGCCUCGCAUGGCUCAACAGCUGGAUUCAAACGUCAAAAUCGCACGCGGAGCUCCUAACCCCUCAGCUGUACGACCGUGGCUUGCGAACUUUCCCCAGGAGAAAAGCGACGGAGGCGGACGCAAAGCCAUGGGAGUACCCCUGGUUUACCCCGAUAAUAACGCCAUGUCCCCUUGAACGUAGAUUGUACGACGUUGCGCGACACUGGAAAUCAGAUAUCCUGACCAGUUAUCUACUGGGCAGAAUACACCAAGGGAUCUGGCCCGUGGGCGAAUCCUGUCAGAUAUGCUUGUUAACCUUCAUGGUUAAGGCUGGGAAUAUCGCCAUGCUGGAGACACUGAUUGCGCUCGGGUACCUGCAAGGCAGAUCCCCCCAGCUUGGCCAUCUUGACACAGUGACACCACUAAAUAUGGCCAUCAUGACCGACAACCUAGCGGCAAUGCGGGUUCUUCUGGAUGCGGGCGCUGAUAUCAACCAAAGGUCCCAGUAUGGCCUGUUGCCACUGCAUGUUGCCGCGUCGAAGAGCAAGUCGGUAGAGCCCGUUAACCUGCUUAUACAGGCAGGGGCAGAUAUCUGGGCCACCGCAGCCAACACAAGUCGGACAUACCCAGUGGAAUCUGCGCUGGGUGGAGGCAAUGAGCGCUCUCAUAUUGCUCGGCCGCUUCUAGACGCAAUUCUUGACACCGAAAAUCCGGCAGCAGAUCCAGACUGGAAGGAACGGGUAUUGCAUACUGCCAUCCUGCACAGUCGGCUUGGCUCUGCCGACAUCGUCCAGACCCUGGUUAAUAAUGGCGCAGAUGUCUUCUCUCGGUGUACACGCCAGGGUGACAAAACGGCCAUCGAGCUGGUUGCUUUACGCGAGACAGAGCCCAGAUAUAUACACCCCAGAAGCGACGACAUGUACCGUGAACUGCGUAAAAUUGCAGCCGCCCUGUUCCAGGCCGAACCUCACCUGUGGCCACUGGGACACAUUAAUCGGCAUCUGUGGGAAUGCAUGCGGGGGGUCGACUGCGUCGAACAGGGCCAAACCAUGCUAUUCAACUUCCUCAUUCAGAGCGGGGAGUCCGCUCUGGAUGUUGUUGGACCUGGGUUCAAAGCACUGCACUACCUGUGCGACCCGUGGUUGUUCGCUCAUCCAUACUAUAGUCCCCGCACGAACCACCCUGCUAGCAUCCAUCGAAUGGUGUCCAUCCUACUGGACAACGGGGCCAGUGUCGUGACGCGCAACUCCUACGGACAAAGCCCCCUUCUAUUCGCAGUCAAGCUGGCAUCCCCCAUGUUGCUCACCCUGUUUCUAGAGAAAAGGCCCAAUUGUCUCAUUGAGGAUAACGCUUUGCACACCAGCAUGAACGGCUUCCCCGACGAAACCGUACCGCUCUCCGUCGCCAUUCGAAGGAAUGACAUAGAAAUAGCCAAGAUGCUCCUAGAUCACGGUGCCGAUAUUUCCAUCGUUGAUAUCGACCACUUGAACGCGCUAUGCGUGCUGGAGCCACGUAUUCUCGAGGUCCUAAUCAAAUCUACACUUGCCGUGCCCGAGCACCGUCGAGAGUGGGGAUGUUCCCUGGCCCUUGCUAUCGAGACCGGAAACCGUGAAGUAAUCGAUAAGCUCCUCGAGGCCGGAGCUUCUCCUUACGGGAAGACUGGAUAUGGUGGCACGGCUUUACAAUACGCCGCAUACCGCCGUGACGUGAAGACUUUACAAAUACUCAUCCAACGCUGGGGGCCGGCUCUCGUACGGUCCGAUGAUUGCCCAAGCGGAAGUUUGGUUUGCGCUGUGCUGCGCGAGGCAGGGUUUCCGCGGGCGAGUAUGACAAAGGACCCGGAACUCCUGAGGAUAGCGAAGAGCUUGGUCGACAAUGGGGCAGCGGUUUAUGAACCCUGUUAUGUCUGUGGAUCUUGGAAAGAGGAAUUUGGCAUCCAGGUGGGCGCUCAAGUUGGUAUGCGGUCGUCGACAAAAAACGUUACCUGGGGAGGAGUCAGCGGUUCAUAA
This is a messenger RNA of Aspergillus puulaauensis, 2097 nucleotides long. Its product is annotated as ankyrin repeat domain-containing protein. Gene Ontology annotation, molecular function: protein binding. NCBI's taxonomy places the organism in Eukaryota, Fungi, Ascomycota, Eurotiomycetes, Eurotiales, Aspergillaceae. The coding region runs from base 1 to 2097 and encodes 698 amino acids. Gene Ontology annotation, cellular component: cytoplasm; nucleus. The record is from RefSeq and is a predicted model, not a curated record. The transcript has a single exon.